Lachancea lanzarotensis is the source of this 2016-nucleotide messenger RNA. RefSeq names its product LALA0S05e01464g1_1. The transcript has a single exon. The coding region runs from base 1 to 2016 and encodes 671 amino acids. The record is from RefSeq and is a predicted model, not a curated record. NCBI's taxonomy places the organism in Eukaryota, Fungi, Ascomycota, Saccharomycetes, Saccharomycetales, Saccharomycetaceae.
AUGUCGGAAACUAUAGGCGGUACAAUACAUGGUAGAACAGCUCAAAAUCAAGGCACCUGCAAAAGUCCGCAUAGUAAAGCUAAUGAGGGUGGUGUUCGGGGUCGAAAGAUAAUUCUUUGCUUUGAUGGCACAGAUGGCACAUUUGGUCCCAAGCCAUUUUCUAACGUCCUCAAGAUAUAUCGGAUGUUAGACAGCAGUGAUGAAAGAAAGCAGCUUUGUUACUAUCAACCGGGCAUCGGAACUGCAAUGACCUUUGAUUCGAACCUCAACUACAAUCGGAAAGUGACCUUUACGAAAGCUAGAAACUUUGUGGAUUCCCUAUUUGCUUUUUCAAUGACAAAUCAUGUCUGCUCGGCCUACAUCUUUCUUAUGAAGUUUUACAGAAGAGGAGAUGAGAUAUACAUGUUUGGAUUCAGUAGGGGAGCAUUCGUGGCAAGAAUUUUGGCUGGAAUGAUCGAGAGAGUAGGUUUACUUAAUGAGGGACUAGAAGAUAUUAUCUCAACCGCUUGGCAAAUAUAUGAGAAAUGGGAAUAUGCUGCACAACCAAUUGAACCUGAUUACACUACUACCCUUGCUGAGGAAUUCAAGAAAACGUUUUCUCGCAGCUAUGAGAUUGUUAUAAGCUUUCAGGGCUUAUUUGACUCUGUCAACUCGGCUGGAUUUCUUCGCGAUAGGCACUUUCCAUUCACCGCUAGGAGUACAAUUGUGCGCCAUGUUCGACAUGCACUCAGUCUUGAUGAGCGUAGAGGCAAAUUUCAACAGCAGAAUUUCAUCCAAAGUCCCAAAGAUGGGGGUUUUUCUCCAUUUUGGCGCAACUUGAGCUACAGGCUUUCGAACUCUUCUUUCAAAAGUCUUCAAAUUUUCUCUAAGGCACCUCCGUCGCCAAAUUUACUUUCAAGAAACUCAAUGCAGACAUCGAACGGUAAUAGCCCUCAAAAUUCUUUCUUGAAAUCCAAAACUUCAAGUGUGCGUAACGAAGGCGAGGGCAGGCUAAAUGAUUCAAGCGCUGCGAAAUCUCUGACAUACACUCAAGAUUUCUGCAGAAGUUCCAUAAGCAGUGACUCAUUGUCUUCCGAUAUCAUUGAGAAGUGGUUUCCUGGAGAUCAUGCAGAUGUUGGUGGUGGUUGGAUACCUGAUUUUGAUACAAAGCAAUAUUUAUCAAACGUAUCCUUGCAGUGGAUACUUUCGGAAGCAAUCACAAACGGGGUUCUCUUUGAGAAAGGUGUUGUUAGAGAGUUUUCAGAUAAGUAUCCAGCUCUCAGCAGCUUUACGGCUCUUUCUCACGAUAUGCUGACUUUCAGAAGUAGAGGGGCAGUAGAGAGUAUGCCUGAGGUAUCAAAUCUACUCAACAGAUCUUUGAUCUCUCGCAUUCUCCGCCAAAUUUCUAAACUCAUCAAAAUGAAGGUCUCAUGGAUAUGCAGGAAAGGUCGUUGUUACAUCGAAAAGUGUAAUGAACUGCUAUAUCGCUCUUGUGACUUUGGUAGUUCUCAGACGUCCUUGGUUGACAGGGAAGCCCAGCGCGACGCAUCUCUUCCUAGCAAAGCAGGAUGUGGAGAUCAGCCGUUAUGGCAAGUAUUCGUAUGGUGGAUCGUGGAAUUAGUUCCCAUCAGACGUAAGAUACUGGGCAAAAACUGCAGGUGGAAAAAUGCUUAUGUUCCCAAUUAUGGUCGGCGCAGAGAAUUGCGAGACGAUGUUGAUCUUCACUGGUCAGUAUUGUGGAGAUUGCUUUAUUACCGGGAUUAUAGACCACCCAAUCUACCUCAAUAUGUCUUUGAUCUUCUUGUAGAGCUUGAUAAUUCGACUGAUUUAUCGCAAGAAAGGAAGGACAUCGUACGGGCGAUUAUGUCAAGUAGGUUUCGAAAGCCAUUGAUAGGAAGAUGCCCGCAGCGGGAUGACGUCAAAUACGAAAAAGUUGUUCACGAAGCUCGAGAAAUACUCCGACAAUGGAGUCAUUCUCCUACUCCAACUAUUCCUGACGAUUUAAGUGACCUUCUGCGAACGCGUUGCGACCUUUGA